Apiotrichum porosum is the source of this 1227-nucleotide messenger RNA. RefSeq lists its product as uncharacterized. Gene Ontology annotation, cellular component: cytoplasm. The record is from RefSeq and is a predicted model, not a curated record. The coding region runs from base 1 to 1227 and encodes 408 amino acids. Gene Ontology annotation, molecular function: 2-oxoglutarate-dependent dioxygenase activity. The transcript has a single exon. Lineage: Eukaryota; Fungi; Basidiomycota; Tremellomycetes; Trichosporonales; Trichosporonaceae.
AUGGCUCCCAUCGCUACAGACGCUGUUACCGCAGAGGUUCCGGCCACCAACGACAUUGCCGAGCUCAAGGCCAAGCUCCAAGGCAUCAAACUCAACGACGCGGACAUUGUUCUGCCUCCCGACAACACUCUUCGUCGCUACCAGAAGGCCGGCAUCGACCUUAGCCAGGGCUACCCGUACUUCCCACCCAAGCCCGACUUCGUCCAGGACGUGUUCAAGGUCCGUGUGGAUGCACGUGACAACAAGCCUUACGUCGACCCGGGAAGCCGUGCCGACCCCGAAAAGAAGGCUCUCUUUGCCGCUGCUCAAAAGGUCAACAACCUCACCACCCACAUUGGUACUGAGAUCAUCGGUCUGCAGCUCAAGGACCUUACCGACCAGCAGCGCGAUGAGCUCGCCCUCCUCGUAGCUGAGCGCCACAUUGUCUUCUUCCGUGACCAGGACCUCUCGCCUCAGAAGCAGAAGGAGAUCGGCCUCUACCUCGGUGACGGUCUCGUGGAGACCCAUGUCCAGGCUGCCCAGGUCCCGGGUGUCGGUGGCGGCGUGACUCUCAUUUGGGAGGACGGUCGCCGUGAUGCCUUCCGUAAGGGCCGCUCUUGGCGCGUUCCCUACGGCGGUGGCCAGUUUGGCUGGCACACCGACCUCGUCCACGAGGCUUACCCGCCCGGAUACACCCAUCUGCACCAGGACACGGUUCCCGAGGUUGGCGGUGACACGCUCUGGGCGUCCGGCUACGCUGCGUACGACAAGUUGUCGCCGGCGUUCAAGAAGCUCAUCGACGGUCUCAACGGUAUCUACCGCUCGGCUCACAAGUACAAGAACAGCGACGACCCUGACGCCAUUCCCGAGCCUGUGCUCCGCACCCACCCCCUGGUCCGCACCCACCCUGUCACUGGGUGGAAGUCGCUUUGGGUCAACCGUGCCAUGACCGUCGGCAUCGAGGGCUUUGACCAGCCCGAGGCCGACCUGCUCCUCGACUACCUGCACAACAUCUACGAACGCAGCACCGACAUUCAGCUGCGCUGGCACUGGACUCCCGGCACCAGUGCCAUCUGGGACAACCGCUCGACCAUCCACACCGUCUCCUACGACUACGACGGCGAGCGUCACGGUACUCGCGUUUCGUCGCUUGCCGAGAAGCCGUACUUCGACCCCACGUCCAAGUCCAAGGCUGAGGCGCUCAAGCACCCCAAGUGGCUCCAGUCGCCCUACGUUGCGUCGUACUAA